UAACCAAUGAAAAUGAGCGUUACUUGUCCUGAUGGAAGAAACAUAACACAUGUGCAAGAUUAUGAAGAAAAUCUAAACUUGGAAAGAAAAUGACAGAUUUCAAAGAAGAACAAAACAAUGAAAUAGAGGCUUUGGAGUCGAUUUAUCCAGAAGAAAUCGAGGUGCUGAAGACAGAACCGUACCAUGUAUUUACCAUCAAAAUUUCUUCACAAGAGUCUGAUCAAUCCACAGAGGACGUGGAGCCUGCUUCCUGUGAAAUACAGUUUUCUUAUGUGGAAAAGUAUCCUGAGGAACCCCUGGUGUUUGAAAUUACAGACAGUGAAAACCUGGAGGAUGACACAUUAGAGGAAAUAACCAGUCUAAUCAAUGAACAGAUAGAGGAGAAUCUGGGAAUGGUAACAGUGUUUACAAUUGUAUCAGCGGUGCAGGAAAAGCUGACCACCUAUGUAGAGGACUCUAAGAGGAGGAAAGAGGAGGAGGCAGAGAGGAAACAGAGGGAAAUAGAGGAAGCAGAGCAGAAACGAUUUGAAGGAACAAAAGUCACAGUGGAGACAUUUUUAGCCUGGAAGGCAAAAUUUGAUGCAGAAAUGGCUGAACUGAAGAAAGAAAAAAUUCAAAAAGAGAAAACAAAGGGAUUAACAGGAAAAGAAAUGUUCCUUAGAGAUUCCUCCAUGAUAGAUUCAGACUUGCAGCUUCUAGAGUCAGAGGAGGAUGGAGUAGAAGUGGAUGAAUCACUCUUCCAGGACAUGGAUGACCUUGACCUUGAAGAUGACCUUGAAGAAGCAGGAGAUUGAUGAUAAUUUAUAACUUAGUCUAUUAAAUUUGUAAAUAUUUA
Messenger RNA from Saccostrea cuccullata (small rock oyster), 835 nucleotides. Its product is annotated as RWD domain-containing protein 1-like. The record is from RefSeq and is a predicted model, not a curated record. The coding region runs from base 90 to 794 and encodes 234 amino acids. Gene Ontology annotation, molecular function: protein binding. NCBI's taxonomy places the organism in Eukaryota, Metazoa, Mollusca, Bivalvia, Ostreida, Ostreidae. Gene Ontology annotation, biological process: cytoplasmic translation. The transcript has 7 exons.